Messenger RNA from Mizuhopecten yessoensis (Yesso scallop), 1227 nucleotides. RefSeq lists its product as uncharacterized. Lineage: Eukaryota; Metazoa; Mollusca; Bivalvia; Pectinida; Pectinidae. The transcript is spliced from 4 exons. The record is from RefSeq and is a predicted model, not a curated record. The coding region runs from base 302 to 940 and encodes 212 amino acids.
GGUAGCCUUCACAUAGCCUAGCUUUAUAUUUGUUCUGUAUAAAGUGUUAUUAAGUAUAUGAAUUUUUAAUAUACCUGUCUUUUGUUACCUGUACACAAUGUUCUCGUUCCACUUGCGACCUCUAAUGACGUAUCAUAUUAUAGGCUGACUCUAAGUUAUCGUAAGUAGGUGGUAUAUUUACUUGGCUAUACAGGAAUAUAUAUCAAAGUUUGUGAUAUUUAAAUUAGUUUGGAUAUUUAAAGUGAAAGUUGAAGACUUUCCUAAACAUUGUGGAUAUCUCGAAGAUACGGACUACCCCAACAUGAAUUUACAGGAACCGGUCGACAUGCUAUCUUUGCGGGAGAAGGCGGAACACAGAGCCCUGUCAGGAUUUGCAAAAGACCGAAAAGAUAACAGUGAUUAUGUAACACAGCAUUUGAAACCGGAAUCUCAACCAGACUUUCAGAGAUCCCUCACACUUCCACAAUUGGUCCAGAGUUCCUCCCCCUCCCCACGAUCCACACGGAGGGAGAAUCCCCCAGAGUUCCCACAUCCGCUAAGAAGCCCGGCGAGACGGAGAAAGCCUUUUGAAUCUAAAGUAAAGCUUCCAACCUUCAGGGCCUUAAACAGAACAUUUGAUCCCAUUCCACAGUUCAUAGAACCGAAUAAAAAACGGAACUAUGCUACCAAAAGUAUGGAUUUCUGGGAGAAACAAGUGACGAAGGUUGUUCCAGAUCGUAUGAAGUUUGCCAUUUCGAACGACUACCAAGCGCCUCCUGCUGUCUGGGAUGACCGCGACCCUUACACAUUCUCAUCAAAAUCCUGUUUUUAUGACAACAAAAAGUACGUCCCUCACCGUGACUUCAAAAUUAACCCAGAAUGGAUCUCCGAGAGUAUGCACGUUUCGGACUAUUCUCCGGCGUACCGGACAUGCCCGCUCCGCUAUGGAUGGUGUUGUUGACGAAAUAGGCUCAAUAUUAAGUUCUAAGACACAUUUAAUACCGACACAUGUGUACAUGUGACUACAGAUAGAAAGUAGGCGGACACACACACACCGUUUUCAUGCUAUGCACUUCUAAUUUUUCAUAUAGCUUAACGCUUGGCCUGUCAAAAUCACAUUGUUUUAUGUAAAUGAUUACGAUAUCAAAAUGUGUUGCUCUGUUUCAGGAAAAGUCUGCGUAUUCUGUAAAACAAAGGCUUUUGUUAUCACAGUUAUGUUAUUACCAAUAAAACUAUUAUUCUAAAUAU